CGCCGUCAACUCUAUUGGGCUUUUAAGUGCCUCAUUUGACUGUAGUACAACAACCGGCGAUGGUGUCAAACGACUAAAUCGGCCUGCGGACCGGCUCGCAGCGAUGUUGUCAAAGAGUUUCAAAUGGACCAGUUUUAAGACGCUACGACGACCUGACAGCUUAGCGAGAAGCGGUUUGCUUGGACUUAGUUCCGGUUUUUCAAGAGAGCCUUUCUAGACCCGAGACGACAACACUUGUGCCAGGAUGUGAUGACAAAGAGGAGCUGCUCACAGACUCUUUGGAAUCGGCAGAAUUGUCGCUACUAUGGCGCUUCAUAAUACUGCGACAACAGCCUGGACGAAGGAGAGAUUUCACCCCGUUGUCCUGGAGUCAGUAUUUUGAAACCAUGGAAGAUGUUGAAGUGGAGAAUGAAAACGGCAAAGACAUUUUCAGAGUUUACUGCAGCGGAGCUCACGGUCCCGUGCUGCUCCUGCUCCACGGAGGCGGACACUCUGCUCUCUCCUGGGCUGUCUUCACGGCUGUCAUUUACAGCAGGAUUAACUGCAGGGUGGUAGCUGUGGACCUUCGAGCUCAUGGUGACUCCAAAGUGAGAAAUUCAGAAGAUCUUUCUGCAGACACUAUGGCCAAGGAUAUUGGCAAAGUAGCGGAGGCACUUUACGGAGACAACCCACCGCCGAUCAUGGUUAUUGGGCACAGCAUGGGCGGGGCCAUAGCGGUUCACACCGCCGCUGCCAAUCAUAUCCCUUCGUUGCUUGGCCUCUGCGUCAUCGACGUUGUCGAGGGUACGGCGAUGGACGCUCUGAACAGCAUGCAGAAUUUCCUGAGAAGUAGGCCAAAAAUGUUUAAAUCGCUGGAAAAUGCCAUCGAGUGGAGUGUGAAGAGUGGGCAGAUCCGAAACAUCGAGUCCGCACGGGUGUCGAUGGGAGGCCAAGUGAAAAAAUGCGAGGAGUCCACCAGGAGCCCAGUGGUCUCCACGAGCAUCGGUGAAGGUAUAAUAGAAGAGGAGGAGGAUGAAGUAGGGGAAGAAGAGUCCAACAAGAAAAGAAUGAAGGAAGAUGACCAGGAGACAAAGAAAGAAAGCAUCUUCACGUGGCGAGUUGAUUUGACAAAGACCGAAAAGUACUGGGAGGGCUGGUUUAAAGGCCUGUCUGCACUUUUUCUCACCUGCUCUGUGCCAAAACUGCUCCUGCUCGCAGGGGUGGACAGGCUCGACAAAGAUCUGACCAUCGGGCAGAUGCAAGGUGAACAGCUCAAAUUGACAUUUUGUGCGCAUCAAGAAAAAUCCCCCCAUCUUGCGCUUGAUGGUCUCUCUUUUGUCCUCAGGGAAGUUUCAGAUGCAGGUCCUGCCUCAGUGCGGUCACGCCGUCCACGAGGACGCACCCGAAAAAGUAGCAGACGCUCUCGCGGCGUUCAUGGUCCGCCACAAGUUCACUGACUUUAAAGAAGGAUAUAUGUGUUAAUUGAAUAUGUUGCCAUAGAAGAACAUUUUGAAGAAUCAUCAUCAUCAUCAUCAUUGUACAACAGCAGAUUACAGAGAAUAUAAAAAAAAACACUCAUUAUUUGUUUAUGUAGAUACUUUGCCUUUCAGCUUUGCCUUAUUUUAUUGUAAAAGAAUAAUUUGUUUCUUUGUGAUGAUUUUUUUUUUUUUUUUGAUGUAAAAUUCCUAUGUUUUAUUUUUGAGUGAUGUGUUAUGAUUAUAAAAUGUGUUUGUAUUGGCAAAAAAAAGAUUGAGAGGGAUUGAAAAGAAGUCACGUGUGCUUUUUGAACGUGUACAAUUUAGCAAUUGUCACGUAGCAAGAUCGACACAGCUGAUUUGUUUGCCGGUGUAAAGAAGAAACUUUUGCACGGUUCCAAAAAAAAAAAAAGUCCCGAUUUGAUCUCCGCACCAUCUUCUGCCCCAUGUAGGACAUUGCUUUUUAUCUUCAAUCAAAACUUGUUCGUGCCGUUGCACUCCAAAUGAUUUCAACCCCAUUGCAAAUUAAGUUUGCAAUGAAGCAACACCACGACGACAACCAACAAUUGUUACCUAUAUUAUUUUUUUGAAAUGUAUUAAAAGCCUAUACAAAUGGAAAUACAGUUGAGUGCAACGCAAUAGAGAAAAUGUACAUUUGAUUUGUGUGUUUUGAAUUGUUGCUGCUACUUUCGUGCAUUAAUUGAAUCUCAAAUAGCACAAUGGCAUCAGAUGCACACAAACUACCGUGAACUUUUCUUUCAUGUAUUUCGUGAAAUAAAAUGAGCAUUUAAAUUGC
Messenger RNA from Phyllopteryx taeniolatus (common seadragon), 2250 nucleotides. RefSeq names its product protein phosphatase methylesterase 1 (gene ppme1). NCBI's taxonomy places the organism in Eukaryota, Metazoa, Chordata, Actinopteri, Syngnathiformes, Syngnathidae. The coding region runs from base 387 to 1436 and encodes 349 amino acids. The record is from RefSeq and is a predicted model, not a curated record. The transcript has 13 exons. Gene Ontology annotation, molecular function: protein methylesterase activity. Gene Ontology annotation, biological process: protein demethylation.